UUCACACUUCUUCAAACUUCACCAACGAGGAUUCAAGAGUGUCAGUGAGUGAGUUGCUAGCAAUUAAAAAUGUUGCUAAGGAACAAAAGAUUAGGUUUGUUGUUAUUGCUAUGUGCUCAUGCCUUUGUGGCCAAUGUGGUUGCAAGGGAUGUAGCAACUGUGAAAAAUGAUGAAGAAAAGAAUGUAGGGUUUGGGAAGGGAGGUGGGUUCGGUGGUGGAGUUGGUGGUGGAGCAGGAGGCGGGGGAGGCUUCGGAGGUGGGUUUGGUGGAGGAGGAGGAGGAGGAGCCGGUGGAGGGUUUGGAGGUGGUUCUGGAGGAGGGUUUGGCGGAGGAGCAGGUGGAGGAGGUGGUGCUGGAGGAGGGUUUGGUGGUGGAGCUGGUGGAGGAGUUGGUGGUGGUGCUGGGGGAGGGUUUGGAAAGGGUGGUGGCAUUGGAGGAGGUGCUGGUGGUGGUUUUGGAAAGGGUGCUGGUGUUGGAGGUGGAAUUGGCAAAGGUGGAGGAUUAGGCGGCGGUGGUGGUUUUGGAAAGGGUGGUGGUGUUGGAGGUGGAAUUGGCAAAGGUGGAGGAUUAGGCGGUGGUGGUGGCUUUGGAAAAGGUGGUGGUGCUGGAGGAGGAAUUGGCAAAGGUGGAGGUUUAGGUGGUGGUGGCGGUUUUGGAAAAGGUGGCGGUGUUGGAGGUGGAAUUGGUAAAGGUGGAGGUGGUGGCUUUGGAAAAGGUGGUGGUGUUGGAGGAGGAAUUGGCAAAGGUGGAGGUUUAGGCGGUGGUGGUGGCUUUGGAAAAGGUGGUGGCGUAGGAGGUGGAAUUGGCAAAGGUGGUGGUGGUGGUUUUGGAAAAGGUGGUGGUGUUGGAGGAGGAAUUGGCAAAGGUGGAGGUUUAGGUGGUGGUGGUGGCUUUGGAAAAGGUGGUGGCGUAGGAGGUGGAAUUGGCAAAGGUGGUGGUGGUGGUUUUGGAAAAGGUGGUGGUGUUGGAGGAGGAAUUGGCAAAGGUGGAGGUUUAGGUGGUGGUGGUGGCUUUGGAAAAGGUGGUGGUGUUGGAGGAGGAAUCGGCAAAGGUGGAGGCUUAGGUGGCGGUGGUGGCUUUGGAAAAGGUGGUGGUGUUGGAGGAGGAAUUGGCAAAGGUGGAGGUUUCGGGGGUGGCGGGGGCUUUGGAAAAGGUGGAGGUAUCGGAGGUGGAAUUGGCAAAGGCGGAGGUUUUGGUGGGGGAAUUGGAAAAGGUGGUGGCAUUGGAGGAGGAAUAGGCAAAGGUGGAGGCUUUGGCGGUGGCGGUGGAUUCGGUGGCGGUGGUGGAUUUGGCGGAGGAUCUGGAGGUGGAGGUGGAUUUGGCGGCGGCGGUGGAGCAGGUGGCGGUGGUGGAAUUGGACACCCCUGAGCAUUGCCGACGUUGCAUGCAUGAAAAACUUAAAUUUCAACGUCUUUGCAUUAGCCAUGAGUCCAUGAUGAUUGGUAUAGAAAAUAUUGUACGAGAGUGAAAGAGAAUUAUCUGCUCUUUUGGUUAUUAUACUAUUUAUCUACUACUGCUCCGUUUUGUUUAAUAAUUAAUGUUAAAUGAAAGCAUGAGAGUGAUGUUUACUCCUUUUUUGUUUUCCAUAACAAAUUACAGGUAACUUUCAAGCGUUGCAA
Vigna unguiculata (cowpea) is the source of this 1619-nucleotide messenger RNA. RefSeq lists its product as uncharacterized. Lineage: Eukaryota; Viridiplantae; Streptophyta; Magnoliopsida; Fabales; Fabaceae. The record is from RefSeq and is a predicted model, not a curated record.